This is a messenger RNA of Cicer arietinum (chickpea), 2021 nucleotides long. The record is from RefSeq and is a predicted model, not a curated record. NCBI's taxonomy places the organism in Eukaryota, Viridiplantae, Streptophyta, Magnoliopsida, Fabales, Fabaceae.
AAACCAUCACAAGAAAUGUAGCGGAAAAUCACACGGCCCAGAAUGGACGUCAUCCACACGUGCGAGCCGCAAGAUUGCGUUUAUGUUGCGCUUGUGUGUUCAAUAACAAAAGCUUAAUCCUAAUCCUAAUCCUAAUAUAAUCAUCAGAAUCAUAGGCCUAUGAUUAUGGCAGAGACAGAGUUUGGUUUUGUUUGUUUUAGUUAAACACGACAAACCACAUUAGUACCUACAAUUCCUCUUCUUCUCUCCAAUUCAUCAUUCUGUCAACUGUUUUGAUUCCCACUUUUUAGAUUCCGUUACCGGUUUUUCCCAAUUCCAGACCAAUCAUCAGUUUAUAGAUGAACAGCAAGCUUAUAAUUUUUACCAGUGAGGACAGAAAAAGCUGAUUCACUUGAAGACUCGAGAGCUAUGCCUUCAUCUUCACCUGUUCUUCCCACUCUUAUGGAAAGCAAGUAUUUGAAGCCCCCUGAUUCUCUUCAGUGUUCACCGAUCAGGGGUUUGACUGCAAAUCCUGCCUCACUGCAAGCAACAUCAUCAAGUCCGAUCAGAAGUGUUGGACCGGUGUUGUUGUCAAAUGCUGAAUGUCCUGGCAGCAUCCCUUUUUCCUCUGUUUCGCAGCAUGAUAGGCGAUAUCAAGAUUCUUCCUUUGCUUCUCAGACAUUAGGUGACAGUACGUCUUCGGAAAUCCAUUCGACAACAUUCACUUCCCUCCCUCAAGAAAAUGGCGAUAUUUCCUGGGGACCAGAUCCAAUGGAGGACAUUCUUAGUUUUCCUGAAAUGUUUUCUGUCCAGCAUGAUCAGGUGGAAAACAUUGCUGGCUACAUGAAUGACGACAAUGCCAAAAAAUCUGAUUUCGGGGAGUGGGUUGAACAGCUAAUGACAAUUGAUGAUUCUCUUCAUCCAAAUUGGAAUCAGCUUCUUGAUGACGAUGACAAUGUUGCAGAACCAACACCAAAGGCAAAUCAGGUUUCCCCGAAGCAGCAGCAUAUACCAUCUGGAGAAGUCAACGGUCUUUGUAAUUCUGCUUCAGCAUCGACUGCACCUCAAACUAAGCCUAGAAUGCGUUGGAGUCCUGAACUUCACGAGGCAUUUGUGGAAGCAGUCAACCAGCUUGGUGGUAGUGAGAAGGCUACUCCAAAAGGUGUCUUAAAUCUGAUGAAAGUUGAGGGCCUUACUAUUUACCAUGUAAAAAGCCACCUGCAGAAGUAUAGAACUGCCAGAUACAAACCUGAGUCAUCAGAAGAAGGAACUUCUGAGAAAAAAAUGAAUUCGAUUGAAGACGUGAAAUCUCUAGACUUGAAAACGAGUAAGGGAAUCACUGAAGCACUACGGUUGCAGAUGGAACUCCAAAAGCGGCUUCACGAACAACUUGAGAUUCAAAGGAAGUUACAGAUUCAAAUUGAAACCCAAGGAAAACAUCUUCAGAUGAUGUUUGAGAAACAGAAACAAAUGGGUGACAACAAGGGCUCAUUAUCCCCUUCAAACGCGCCUUCUGCCACACUCUUGGACACGGGGCUACCUUCUUCUCCAGCAAACAAUUCAAAAACUUCAAAUGAUGAAGGCGACAAAUUAAGAUGUAAUACUGACAUUUCAAAAGCCAUACCUGAAGAAAGUUUUGAAAAUGCAAGCAGAAACCUAAUGGUAGAUGAAGCUGAAGUUACAAAUGAACAUGAGAGGGUAGAUGAUCAGUUUUCUGCCAUACCCCCCACGAAACGGGCGAAGAUUCAAUGACAACUUCUGGAGAUAACAUGCUCGAAUUUUGCUUUCUGCUUAUCAUAAUGAUAAACUCAACUUUAACAGUAGCCAGCAGCUAUGACUCAAAUUUAAUUUUUUGGGGGGUGAAGUUAAUUUCACUCCCAAGAUUUGUUUUAUAUUCUUUGACAUGUUUGGACUCCAUGGAACUUGUAGAUAUAUUAUUGGAUCCAAGAACUAUUUCAACUAAAUUGGUUUUUAUGUUUUAUAAGGUUAACUGGCAGCCAAGUUGAUCAUGUUAUCUACUGUAGUACUUGAGGGUUUCGUGA